Molecule: messenger RNA, 1475 nt
Organism: Daucus carota subsp. sativus
Lineage: Eukaryota; Viridiplantae; Streptophyta; Magnoliopsida; Apiales; Apiaceae
Product: ribosome biogenesis protein NOP53
Exons: 12
Coding region: 80-1285 (401 amino acids)
Biological process (GO): ribosomal large subunit assembly; rRNA processing
Cellular component (GO): nucleolus
Molecular function (GO): 5S rRNA binding
Source: RefSeq, a predicted model, not a curated record
CGCUCUAAACUCAAAUUAGGGUUUCUCUUUGGUCCUCUCUGCAACUCACAUCCCAAACCAAACUCGAGAGAGAGACAAGAUGGGUAAAAGUGCAAAGAGUUCAAGAAAGGGCAAGAAAGCAUGGAGAGCCAACAUAAGUACUCAAGACAUCGAGGAUUACUACGAGAAAUCAACUAAGGAUGCUCUGUCUGGCGGCUCCCUCACCCAAGUCCCCAGUGAAUCCCUCUUUUUCGUUGACAAAUCCACUGACCUUGCUGUUAGACGAAAAAUUGAAAAGAACAGAGAGAAAGUACUUCACUGUGACAGGGUACUUCAAAAGAACUCAUUUGUCCAACCUGUACCAUCUUCAACUCUGAAGAAAUGUAAGCCGAAGCCAAAAGAGGUCCAGUUAGAAAAGGACACUAGCCACAAUGCUGCCAAGGAUGAUGGUGGAAUGACCGACUUGUGGGAUGACAAAGGUUACCAACACAUUAAGCCUAAAAAGUCGAAGACUUCAGUUAUUCCUGCGGUGGAAAUUGAUCCUUCUGGAUGCUCAUUCAAUCCCUCGUCUGAAAGUCACCAGGAUUCCCUAGCUCGUGCUGUUGCAGAAGAAAUGCAAAAAAUAUAUCAAAACGAAUUGGGGCCUAAACCUGUACCACUAACAGUCCCUGGGGAAGCUAUUAAUGAAGAAGAUAUGUUCUUCCUUGAUGCGGACAAUGGUAGUGAUGAUGAUGGCUUGGACGAAACUGUGGAUAAAGAUGACGAUGUAGAGACCGAGAACAAGUCUUCUAAACCAAAAAGGAUAACCCGAGUGCAGCUGAAUAAAAGGGCAAGAAAUAGAGAACAAUUGAAAAAGAAAACUGAAGCCUUAAAAUUGAAGUUACUCUCAAAAGAAAUCGACAGCUUACCAGAUAUCAUGCAAGAGAUUGCUAAAGAAGAUGAAGAGAAGCAAAAAAGACGUCUUCGCCGUCUGGUAUCUCAGCAGGAAAGAUUAAAAACCCGUCCUCCUCGUUUUGGGAAGCACAAGUUUGAGCCUGCCCCAGCUCAAGUCUUAUUAUCGGAAGAUAUAACUGGCUCCCUCCGCAAGUUGAAGGGAUGUAGCACCCUCGCAAGGGAUCGCUUUAAGAGCCUUGAGAAAAGAGGUUUGAUUGUGCCUACAGCAAAGAGCAGCAGGAGGAGGGAAUUAAAGAACUUUUCAGCAGAAGAGUCGAGUGCACUCCAAGUAGAGGAAGCAGAAGAGCCUAGUGCUCUCCAAGUAGAGGAAGCAAAAGAGCCUAGUGCACUCCAAGUAGAGGAAGCUAUUUGAGCCAGACUUCUUCUAGUUAGGCAAUUCAUUGGUGCUGGCCCUUUUCAUUCUAAACAUGUUAAACGUUAUCUCUAGACAUGAUUGCAAGUUGCAACACAAUGUAUCAGUUUUUGAGUGUUACAUGGUAUACAUUUUUCAUAUAGCUGACGUCUUGAGUAAAGGAAAUGAAAUGUUUUUUCUAUGCUUUAAA